UCCAAUUACCAAAGGCUCGCAUGGUUAGCCGUUCCCAACAAACCCUAUGCGGCUCUUACCAUGGCGAAGAGCUCACCACGCCGUCGCCAUUAACCGCUUCUCCGUCUCCCCCUCGGUCAAUCCCCCGUCGCCUGCCGCUCCCGUCCACCCCUCCCCUCCCUCCUUCGAAUCCUGUCUCAUGUCCCUCGUCGGCUCCGGUAUGAUCGACGGCGCCGUCGCCCUCCUCACCGAAUCAGUUUCCGCGCCCUCCUCCAAUCCGCCGCCGACCCGUUCCUUCAACCUCGUCCUCUGUGCCCUGAAUAAGUCCCGCCGAUUCGAUCUCGCCAUCCCCCUCUUCCGCUCCAUGUGCCAGUCGGGCGUGCCUCCCGACGUCCUGACCCUCACCUUACUGAUGAAUUGCCACUGCGAAUCCGGUCGCCUGGAUCUAGCAUGCCAAGUGUUCGAUCAGUUCGAGUUCUGGAAGUGUUCGCCCAAUGUGAUCUCUUGCAACACUUUGAUCAAAGCUUACUGCAAGAAAGGUCGGAUCUUUGAUGCGUUGCGUUUUCUAAAUGCGAUGCGGGAGACUGGGCCAAGACCAAACGAUCGGACAUAUUCAAUUUUGAUAGAUUCUGCCUGUGGGUCUUCGAACUCUUCGCUGGGUUUGCGGUUGAUUGGCGAAAUGUUGGGAAUUGGGUUGGUUCCAAGUGCGGCAGCAUACAACUGUGCGCUCGCUGGGCUUUGUAAAGAGGGACGAAUGAAAGGUUCGAGGAUCCUUUAUGCCAGAAUGACUAAGUUGGGGAUUAAGGGAAAUGUAGUGUCAUUUACUGGUUUUAUCAGUGGGUUGUGCCGGGAGGGGAAAAUAGAAGAAGCAAAAAUAGUUAUUAUAGAGAUGUCUGAGAUGGGGAUACGUCCGAAUGUUAUGACGUAUACUGCCUUAAUUCAUGGGCUGUGUUCUCAUGGGCAGAUUGAGGAUGCAAAAAAAACUAUGCGAUACAUGGUCCACCUUGGUGUUGCCCCGAAUGUGGUUACAUACACUGCAGUGCUAGGAGAACUCUGUAAAAAAGGGAGAGUAGAAGAGGCAUCGAGACUGCUAGAUGAAAUGGGUCAACAAGGAAUAGAUCCUAAUGAGUUUACUUACUGUACGUUGUUGGAUGGGUUAUGUAAAUCAGGGAAACUUGAAGAAGCAAUGCAGUUCUUUCGCAGAUUACAAAGGCAAGGGUUUGGGGAUAAUAUUGUUGCUUAUAAUACUUUAAUAUCUGGAUUUUGCAAAAAAGGUUUUGUGGAUGAAGCUAGUAGACUACUUGAGGAGAUCAUGCAGAAGGGCUCCAAGCCUGAUGUGAUUAUGUAUAACACCUUGAUUGAUGGCUUCUGUAAGGUUGGAAAAACUGACACUGCAUACAACUUAUUAUCUGACAUGGAAAGACAGGGUCUAAGAGCAAAUGUUGUUACUUAUAAUACCCUAAUGGCUGGUUUAGUUAAGGUGGGAGAUCUUGUACGUGUUUUGCAUCUGGCAGAAGAGAUGGCUGGUAAACAAAUAGAACCUGAUGUCAUCAGUUAUAGCAUACUUUUGAAUGGGAUGUGUCGUGCAGGAAGGUUCCAGGAUGCAGAAAAUAUUCUGCAUCAUGUGGAAGAUAAUGAGACAGAACCUGAUGCAAUAAUGUAUUUAUGCAUGCUUCAUUCAUACAGUAAGGGUAUGCAAUUACAGAGAGCAAAAAGUAUAAUUUUGAGGAUGAGAAAAAGGGGGUUUCAAGCAAAUUUCAUAGUUUAUUCUAUAAUUCUGCAGGGAUUUUGCAUAAGAGGUGAGAUUGAGGAAGCAAUUAUGCUGCUUCAUGGAAUUGUUUUGAGUGGCACUGCUCCAUCUACUGUUAUUGUAUCUCUCUUUCUUGAGUAUGUUUGCCGGUUUGGUCAACUUGACAAAUUCUUAGACUUGUUGCCAGUCACAGCUGAUAAGGAUGGGUUCAAUUUUAUGGUCUGAUGCUUACUUUUCACCGUUCAGGUGCCAUAUGACAUGUAGUUCUUUGGAGUACAGCAGCCAGAUGAAAUUCACAUCAUACCCUCUUUUAUUAAAUUAUGAGAGAUGUUACAAACAGCAGUUUCUUCAGUUCCUGCAUUUAUUUCAGGCUAUUCUGGCUAGAAGACCAUUAUUCACCCACUGGGACAGAUAAUUUAUCGCUCUUAAAGAACCACCCUUUUCCCCUUUGUCAUCCUGCAGUUUAUGGAGUACUUAGAGCAAACAUGUUAAUAUGCAAGGCAUGUGAGGAGGUUCUAGGUGAUUGUUUUACGUGCAUUAUUAGAUCUCGGAGCUUAUUUUGUUGGUAUGAAGUCUGUAGGUACCUGCCCACAGUUUCUCUCAGCUUACUCUCACAAGAGUCCAAUUAAGGUGACAACUUUCUGUUGCAGCAGAUGACUCAUCCUACAAAAAAAUUGUUUUGUUUUGGAAUGAUCUUUAUCAAAUAUUCAAGUUGAAGACAAUCAGAAAUUUUGAUUUUAUGCUUAUCUACUCAUUCAAAAAAAUUUCACCAAGUCUGAUGGAAGUUGUAUAUGAUGGUAAUACAAGUUGACCAGUGAAUACUAUGCCCAAAAAUCAUUAUUCAUGUCUUUCAGCAUUUCUUUUUGUGAUUUUGGGCAUCGGCGGAGCAGUACGUGCUGAGACUUUGUUGCAGCUAAAGACGCCGACUAUGAUUGUGCAGGGAAGCAAAUACAGUUUGUGUCCACUGGAUAAGCUGGAAAGCACACUCAAGAAAUUGAAACGUUCCAUAUGAGUUGUAUGUGAUUUAAUGGUGGUUAACACGCACUCAAAACUGGAAAGAAGUACCAGCAGUCUGCUGAAUUGAAUCAGGAUGAAGCUGAACGAUUUGUGAAUAUAUCUAUACAGGAAAGCAUAUAUAGUUUGUCCCCGCUGGAAAAGCUGGAAAGCACCCUCAAGAACAUGAAAUGUUCCAUAUGAGUUGUAUGUGAAUUAAUGGUGGUUUAGGCACUCAAAAUCUGAAAGAAGCUGCAGCAGUCUCCUGAACUGAAUCAGGACAAAGCUGAACAAAGAGUUUUGAAGACAAUGGAUGACUUUGUCAACAAGUCUAUCGUAGAACAGAGGUGAUAUGUGAAAGCAUAUGUAACUCUGAAGGUUGAUACUUAAAACACCAUCAACUCUCUGACUUAAUUAUAGGAUCAUCAGUAUGGUGCCUGUUGCAAGGGUGUGGCCCUGUAGUUCCCACUUUCUUGUUCUGGAUUCUUCUCUGAUAUUUAGUUAACUUAGCUUGAAGAUUUUGUAGACAGAUAUUGUUUACUUGACAUGCACUAACACUAAUCAUUUUAUGAUUCUGACCUGGUA
This is a messenger RNA of Musa acuminata AAA Group (dessert banana), 3307 nucleotides long. Its product is annotated as pentatricopeptide repeat-containing protein At1g62930, chloroplastic-like. The record is from RefSeq and is a predicted model, not a curated record. NCBI's taxonomy places the organism in Eukaryota, Viridiplantae, Streptophyta, Magnoliopsida, Zingiberales, Musaceae. The coding region runs from base 47 to 1954 and encodes 635 amino acids. The transcript has 4 exons. Gene Ontology annotation, molecular function: protein binding.